UGAGUGUAGUGAAAGCCAUUAACAAAUUAAAUAUCAUCAAUAAUCUCUAUUUAUAUUCCACUUGAAAAUGGAAAUUGGAUACCAAAAUGUUGCUGCAUGCGCAGUAUUCGUACUUGUGAUGGUGAUGGCUGAAAUUGCAGGCAUUUGUGCAAAUUCAAGUACUACUCUGCACUCUCCAUGUCUUGAAAGAGAGAGGCAAGCUCUUUUGAAGUUCAAAGCAUCCCUGAAUGAUUCAUCAAACAUGCUUUCCUCAUGGCAUGGCGAUGACUGCUGCCGAUGGAAAGGGAUCGGUUGUGAUAAUGUUACUGGUCAUGUUGUCAUGCUUGAUCUCACCACUCCUUAUGUGAAAUGCUGGAGACCUAUGUGGGAAGGAGAAUAUUGGUUAACAAGUGAUGAUGAGGACAACUGUUACCUUUUAUACCAACAAUAUUUAGAAGCUACGGAUGUUAAUUCAUCGCUGCUGGAACUGGAAUACUUGACUCACUUGGACUUGACUGGAAAUCGUUUCCAUUGGAGUCCCAUACCCAUGUUCAUUGGUUCUAUGCAACGCCUCAGGUAUUUGUCCCUCUCUUAUGCUCGUUUUGGCGGGAGAAUACCCAGCAAUCUUGGAAAUCUCACCAACCUCCAUUUUCUUGAUCUGAGUCGAAAUGAAUUUUCACGAGACAGCAACAUCAAUUGGAUUUCUCAACUGCCAUUGCUGGAGCACCUCAACAUGAUGGAGUCUUUUAUUUACAAUGAGUAUCAGGUUAAUAUUAUUAAUCUCACCAUCACUGCUCCUAAUCUGCACUUCUUAAGUCUUGCCUACAAUAGACUUAGUGUGUCAAAUUUGGAUGCUUUCCAAAAUGCAACUUCCAUUGAAUUUUUGGACCUUUCUCGGAACCAUUUUGACUCUCUUCCAUCCUGGUUUCACAAGUUUGAGAAACUCAAGCAUCUUUUUCUUUCAUCUAAUAACUUCCAAGGUACAAUUCCCGUUGCUUUACAAAAUAUAACUAGCAUUGAGUCCCUUGACCUUUAUGACAACUCUCUUACUUCAGUUCCAUCUUGGUUUAUUGAGUUAAAGAAACUUGUCUACCUCGAUCUUUCAUUUAAUAAAUUAACAUCUAUGGAAUGUUCCAUUUCAUCCAUUUUGAAAAAUAUGUGUCACCUGAAAACAUUAAAUAUAGGAGGAAACAAACUCCGAAAAGAAUUCAUUGGAAACAGUGAUUUGUCUACCUGCAUUAGACAUGAUUUGGAGAAUCUUGAUUUGAGUGAAAAUGAAUUUAACGAUCAAUUGCCAUCUUGGUUAGGACAACUUAAAAAUCUAGGCAACCUUUAUCUCAAAGAUAAUUUUUUUUAUGGUCCCAUUCCCUCUUCUUUUGGAAAAUUACUGAAAUUGAAAAAUUUAUAUCUGUCCAACAACAAGUUAGAAGGGGGCCUUCCUGAUUUCAUGGUACAACUUGUAAAUUUACAGGUAGUCGAUCUUUCAAAUAAUUCAUUUAAUGGAACGAUUACUCAAAAUCUUGAGCAACUUGUAAAUUUACAAAAUUUUGAUAUCUCAUAUAAUUAUUUAAAGGGAAUUAUUCCUCAAAAUCUUGGACAACUUGUAAAUUUACAAGUUUUUGAUGUCUCAAAUAAUUAUCUAACGGGAUCUAUUCCUUCGAGUCUUGGUCAACUUAUAAAUCUAACCUUCCUUGAUUUGUCAAAUAAUUAUUUAAAAGGAAUCAUCCCUCCAAGUCUUAACCAACUUGUAAAUCUUAAUAGGCUUGAUCUUUCAAGGAAUAAACUAGAUGGGAGAAUUUGUAUUGAUUUUCAAAAACUUGUGAAUCUAUCAUAUUUGGAUCUAUCUUCAAACAAUUUGAAUGGACCCAUUACAGUGGAAGAAAGCAGGCUUUUGGUUCUCUCAGAAAUGUCGGAUUUGAAUCUCUCAAAUAAUCAAAUCAGUGGAUCACUUCCUGAACAUAUUGGUCAUAUAAUGCCCAAUUUGAAUGACUUGAUUCUUGGAAAUAACCUCAUAAAUGGUUCAAUUCCAAAAUCAUUGUGCCAAGUUGAUUAUUUGAGUAUCCUUGACCUUUCAAAGAACAGACUAUCUGGUAAAAUCCCCGAUUGUUGGAAAGAUAAAUAUGUAUGGGAAGAAAUAAAUUUGUCAUCCAACAAACUCUCAGGGGCUGUUCCAAGCUCAUUUGGGAAUCUUUCCACUCUAGCAUGGUUGCAUUUGAACAAUAACAGUCUUCAUGGGGAGUUUCUAGCAUCUAUGAGAAAUUUGCCACAUUUAUUGAUUAUGGAUCUUGGAGAGAAUCAACUUUCUGGCACCAUCUCAUCAUGGAGUGCUAACACAUUUUCUUCACUACAAAUUCUAAGAUUGCGGCAAAACCUGCUGAGUGGUGGCAUUCCUUCACAGAUAUGUGAACUAUCAUCACUUAAAAUCUUGGACCUUUCUCGCAACAAUUUAAAUGGUUCAAUACCUUGGUGCAUAGGCAAUCUUCGAGGAAUGACUCUUGAGGCUUCCACUUUGUCUCCUCCUUCCACUCUAGCCAAAGGUAUCUCUUUUCGUCGUGCACGAGUACAUGAUUGGGAAACUGAGGAUGUGGUAGAAGUCAUGAAAGGAAGAGAACUUGACUAUAUAAAAAUCUUGAAGCUUGUAGUCAUGAUGGACUUGUCCGAGAAUAAUUUGGUUGGCUCCAUUCCAAAAGGAAUAACAUUGCUAAAUGGUUUGCAUAGCUUGAAUCUAUCAAACAAUCAUUUGAUCGGAAAGAUCCCUAACAUGAUAAGGGAUAUGAGAUCACUUGAAUCCUUUGAUAUUUCAAGUAACCAACUCUCGGGUACAAUUCCAAGCAGCAUGUCAGCCUUAACAUCACUAACUCAUUUAAACUUGUCAUACAAUAACUUCUCUGGACCAAUUCCCACAGAUAACCAGUUUUUAACUUAUGAUUCAUCAAGUUAUGCUGGAAACCCAUAUCUUUGCGGAUCUCCUUUACCCAACAAAUGUGGUCCACAUCAAGUUCCUGGGAGCAGUGAAUUUGAAGAUGAAGACAGCAAAACAGAUAAGUUGGAAAAGUGGUUGUUUUACUUUGUUAUUGCAAUUGGCUUUGCAACUGGGUUUUGGGGAGUUAUUGGGACUUUGUGGUUUAAGAAAACUUGGAGGCAUGCUUACUUCAGAUGGGUGGAAGAUUUAGCCGACUCGAUCUAUGUCACAACUGCAAUAAGAAUGGCGAAAUUGAAGAAGUGGAUGAUCAAGAGAAACCGUGUUGUUGUUUGA
Messenger RNA from Arachis ipaensis, 3235 nucleotides. The record is from RefSeq and is a predicted model, not a curated record. NCBI's taxonomy places the organism in Eukaryota, Viridiplantae, Streptophyta, Magnoliopsida, Fabales, Fabaceae.